AUGGCCACCCCGCAUAUGCAUUUUCAUACGCGCCGCCUGCCGCCUGGUCUGACCGAGUUUCUCGGAACGUUUCCGGAAGUACUGGACAGUAAGGGUGCCUAUAAACUACCUGUCCCUCGCCUAACAAUUGUCUCGCGCCACAAGAAAUCCUUCUGCUUCCGCAACAUUGAAGUUUCAAAGAGACCAGGCAAAGUGGAAGAACCUCUGGUUGGGUUGGACAAGCGUCGCGACUUGCUCAUUGUCUUCGCUCAUGCCAGCGAGAUUGAGUUUCGAGGAGAAAUAAUCUACACCAGACUCUUCGAGAUCUCGUUGGCCAUGGGCCGCCAGGCCACGAUGAAAGCUGUCACAACAGCUUCGUUGCUCAUCCUCUGCCCUUCUGUGCUGUAUUCCCUGAUCAAAGGCCUCUAUGGGCAUGUCAUAUCCACCAAGCUGUUCUGGCUCUCCCAGGGCCGGGGGCACCCACCCCCCAACUCGAACUCUGAGUACAUGGCAUCCAUCAAGAAUCCUAUCGUCACAAUCCCUAUCCCAGGCUCGACCCUCGAGUCGUCGGCGACAAUACGCGAUCAAUGGCCACGGGCUUGA
Messenger RNA from Cyclocybe aegerita, 582 nucleotides. Lineage: Eukaryota; Fungi; Basidiomycota; Agaricomycetes; Agaricales; Hemipholiotaceae. The record is from the annotation of a GenBank genome assembly.